This is a messenger RNA of Phlebotomus argentipes, 4431 nucleotides long. RefSeq names its product ATP-citrate synthase (gene ATPCL). The transcript has 10 exons. Gene Ontology annotation, molecular function: ATP citrate synthase activity. Bases 213 to 3521 code for a protein of 1102 amino acids. Gene Ontology annotation, cellular component: cytosol. The record is from RefSeq and is a predicted model, not a curated record. Gene Ontology annotation, biological process: acetyl-CoA biosynthetic process; citrate metabolic process; fatty acid biosynthetic process. Lineage: Eukaryota; Metazoa; Arthropoda; Insecta; Diptera; Psychodidae.
UGGCGUGAUUUGUUAUGCGAAAAGCUGGUGCGGCUCCUCGAAAAAGUGGAAAAUUCUCAGUUCAUUUCCAUCUGUGCACAUCUGAGAGUGGUUGGUGAGUGAGAUCAGACAUCCAUCCAGCGCUGUAGUAAGAGUCAGUGUGAGUUCUAAGUGUUCGAGGGCGAAAAAUUCAUCUGAAGUCCAGGGAGAGAAUAAGUGCUUGAUAAUAGAAAAUGUCUGCAAAGGCCAUCAGAGAAGCUUCGGGAAAGGAGUUGAUCAACAAAUACCUGGCGCCAGGCUCACGGGCGGCCAAAUGUGAUUUCGUGUCUGUGGAUGAGACAACAAACUGGGAUGAUUUGCUGAUCAGGAAUCCUUGGCUCCAGACGACUCCUCUCGUCGCGAAGCCGGAUCAGCUGAUAAAGAGGCGCGGGAAGCUUGGGCUCAUCACGGUGAACAAGAGCUUUGCUCAGGUGAAGGAAUGGAUCCAGGCGAGGAUGGGAGCGGAGCAGAAGAUUGGCGCGUGCGUGGGGACGCUUAGGAACUUCAUAAUUGAACCCUUCCUGCCGCACAAAGACGACCAGGAGGCGUACGUGUGCAUCUACUCCCACAGAAGUGCCGACACGAUCCUCUUCCAUCACCAGGGUGGCGUUGACAUUGGCGAUGUGGACGCCAAGGCGCUGAAACUGGACAUUCCCGUGGGACACAGCGUCUCGGCGGAGGAGAUUGAGCGAGUGCUGCUGAAGGAGAUGCCAGCUGCCAAGAAGAAGUUUGUUGCUACUUUCAUCUAUAAUCUCUAUCAACUCUACGUGGAUCUCUAUUUCACGUACUUGGAAGUCAAUCCUCUGGUGGUGACGGAUCAGCAGAUUCAUAUUCUGGACUUGGCGGCCAAGCUGGACUCCACAGCGGACUUUAUCUGUCGACAGAAGUGGGGAGAGAUCGACUAUCCGCCACCGUUCGGGAGGGAUGCCUAUCCAGAAGAGGCAUAUAUUGCUGACUUAGACGCCAAGAGUGGUGCUUCCCUGAAAUUGACGAUCCUCAAUAGGAACGGACGCAUUUGGACGAUGGUGGCUGGUGGAGGAGCGAGUGUAAUCUACUCUGAUACCAUCUGUGACUUGGGAGGAGCGAGCGAACUGGCAAACUAUGGAGAAUACAGUGGAGCUCCGUCUGAACAGCAGACAUAUGAGUAUGCAAAGACCAUUCUCACGCUCAUGACAUCCUCGCCGAAGCAUCCCGAGGGCAAAGUGCUGAUUACUGGCGGUGGAAUUGCCAAUUUCACCAACGUCGCCGCCACAUUCCGGGGCAUCAUUAGUGCUCUGCGAGAAUUCCAACCGAAAUUGGUGGAGCACAAUGUGUCCAUCUUUGUGCGUCGCGCGGGUCCCAACUAUCAAGAGGGAUUGAGGAAGAUGCGCGAGAUUGGAAAGAGUCUGGGGAUUCCGUUGCACGUGUUUGGACCAGAAACUCACAUGACUGCAAUUUGUGGCAUGGCGCUGAAUAAGAAACCCAUUCCUCAGGCGUGUAAUGUUGACUUUGCCACAGCAAACUUCCUUCUGCCAGGCGGACAGCAGCAGCAGGAAGCGAUGAAGCAGACGCAUACGGACAAGGAUAAGGAUACAGUGACAUCAGCAUGCUCAUCGUCUUUCGCGGCUGAUUUAGAUAAUUUCUCUGCAGGCUCCUUCGCCACAUCCACGACGGAUGGCGUGCGAGGUGGCAAGAUGUUCUCUAAGACAACCAAGGCGAUUGUCUGGGGAAUGCAAACCAGAGCCGUUCAAUCGAUGCUCGAUUUUGAUUUCAUCUGCAGACGCGAGGAGCCAUCAGUUGUGGCCAUGGUGUAUCCCUUCACGGGUGAUCACAAGCAGAAGUUUUACUGGGGCCACAAGGAGAUCCUGAUUCCCGUGUAUAAGAAAAUGUCCGAUGCCAUGACGAAGCACAAGGAUGCGGAUGUAAUGGUGAAUUUCGCUUCGCUGCGCAGCGCCUAUGAGAGCACGGUGGAAGUGAUGGAGUAUCCACAGAUUCGCACGGUGGCCAUCAUUGCGGAGGGCAUUCCGGAGAAUAUGACGCGGAAACUCAUCGUGAUGGCGCAUGAGAAGGGAGUGUCCAUAAUUGGGCCGGCAACAGUGGGUGGCGUGAAGCCGGGAUGCUUUAAGAUUGGCAACACUGGCGGCAUGCUGGAUAACAUCCUGCACUCCAAGCUCUAUCGUCCCGGCAGUGUGGCGUACGUCUCACGAUCCGGCGGAAUGUCCAAUGAAUUGAACAACAUUGUGUCGAAGGCAACCGAUGGUGUGGCUGAGGGAGUGGCCAUUGGAGGUGAUCGCUAUCCUGGAACAACCUUCAUGGAUCACAUUCUGCGCUACCAAGGUGACCCGGACAUCAAGAUGAUCGUGUUGCUGGGCGAAGUGGGUGGCGUGGAGGAGUACGAAGUGUGCCAGGCGCUGAAGGAGAAGCGCAUAACGAAGCCUCUGAUUGCUUGGUGUAUUGGCACGUGCGCAGGCAUGUUCAAGAGCGAAGUGCAGUUCGGUCAUGCCGGCUCUUGUGCCAAUAGCGAACGUGAGACGGCCACGGCGAAGAACAAGGCGCUGAAGGAGGCAGGAGCGUACGUACCGACAUCUUUCGAUACACUGGGCGAUCUCAUUGGAAAUGUGUACAAGGAGAUGGUGAAGAAGGGAUACAUCGUGCCCGUGGAGGAGGUUCCGCCGCCCACGGUGCCCAUGGACUACUCGUGGGCCAGGGAACUUGGCCUUAUCCGCAAGCCGGCCUCCUUUAUGACGUCUAUCUGUGACGAACGAGGCCAGGAGCUCCUCUACGCCGGAAUGCCCAUCAGUGAUGUGCUGAACAAGAAUGUGGGCAUUGGUGGAGUGAUUUCUUUGCUUUGGUUCCAGAAAUGUUUGCCGCCAUACGUUUGCAAAUUCUUCGAGAUGUGCUUGAUGGUUACAGCUGACCAUGGACCAGCAGUGUCCGGAGCUCAUAAUACCAUCGUGUGCGCUCGAGCUGGAAAGGAUCUCGUCUCGUCUCUUGUCAGUGGACUUCUCACAAUUGGUGAUCGCUUCGGAGGUGCUCUGGAUGGGGCUGCUCGUCAAUUCUCCGAGGCUUAUGACACAAAUCUGCACCCAAUGGAGUUUGUCAACACCAUGAGGAAGAAGGGUUUGCUGAUCAUGGGAAUUGGUCACAGGGUGAAAUCCAUUAACAAUCCAGACAUUCGUGUGAAGAUCAUCAAGGAGUUCGUGAUGGAGAACUUCCCAGCCAAACCACUGCUUGAGUAUGCUCUGGAAGUGGAGAAGAUCACCACCAGCAAGAAGCCCAACUUGAUUCUCAAUGUGGAUGGCGUCAUUGCCACAUCUUUUGUGGACAUGCUGAGGAAUUGUGGUUCCUUCACGAGCGAUGAGGCUCAAGAGUACAUCAACAUUGGCGCCAUCAAUUCCCUGUUUGUUCUGGGACGCAGUAUUGGCUUCAUUGGCCACUACAUGGACCAGAAGCGUCUGAAGCAGGGACUGUAUCGUCAUCCAUGGGAUGAUAUUUCAUAUGUGCUGCCAGAACAAUUCAAUUAAGGCUUGAGGAAAGGAUAAAUUCAAUGUUCAUUACUUAGGAUAAAUAGCAGACACACACACACACACACAAAAUGGAAAUGCAAGCAGAAUAAUCUAGCGCUGAGGAAAAAGGAGAUUUAUUGUACAUUUAGAAAUGUUGAGCGCACGAACAGUUUUUCCGGGUUUUCCUUUAUCUCUUGUAGCGCGUUUUUAUAUUAUGUUUCUUUGUGGACUUGUUUCUCAAACUGUUUCGAGCUAGAGAAUCUCUCUAAUGGAUUAUGGGGAGCUGCUAAAAUUGUGUUAUAGCACUUUUUUUUUAUUUUUGUAUGAGAUUACCGAUGAUUUUUGCCUUUUUACCUCGAUUUUGUGCAUUUAGAAAGGGGACUUAUGGGAUGUUUGUCCUGUAUUUUAUCGUAUUUGAAGAGAAACAACAUUUUGACGCUGUUCUUGAGGUUGAAUAGAGAGGGAAGGACGCACAAAUUCCACAUAGACAAAACCUCUGAAAUUGAUUGAAUAUGAGAAGAGAUAUUUUUUGAUUGAUAUAUUCACUGUUUUUGGGGUGGGGAAGCAAAAACACACACUUAAGAUCUCAGAAUGAUGAGAAAAUAACGAGAAAAUGUGCCGAAAAAGAAAUAUUUUUUCAUUGUUUCUUCUCAGAAAAAUUUGUUUUCUGCAAAAAAAAUUGCACUUGUUGAUGUUUAAUCGAACAAAGAUAUAAGAAAAAGAGAGAAGUAAAAACUUUAUCAAUGUAGAUUUUGCACAUUCCUAGAAUAAUAUAAUAAAUUUGCACUGUAGAGAAAAAAAAAUGAAUUUGAGGGAGAAACAGAAUAAAAAAAAAGUCCGUCGAAAGUUUGUUUGGAUGGAAUGGAGAUAAAUGGAAGGCUUAACAGAGAUGAAAAAGCAAAUAAAAAGGAGAAUUGUAGAUGAAAAA